This is a messenger RNA of Uranotaenia lowii, 2506 nucleotides long. RefSeq lists its product as uncharacterized. The record is from RefSeq and is a predicted model, not a curated record. The coding region runs from base 205 to 1206 and encodes 333 amino acids. Lineage: Eukaryota; Metazoa; Arthropoda; Insecta; Diptera; Culicidae. The transcript is spliced from 3 exons.
GCGGAAUUUUCGACGCCUCAUUGGGCGCGCGUGGGGUCGUCGAAUCAAUUUUAUCCAAUUUGGGCUCAGAACCCGGUAGCAGUCACAGUUCGUCGCUUGACGCGGUAAGAGAUCUUUCGUUUUUGCUUGCGGUGGUCCAGAACCGGAAUUCGGGUUCUGUUCUUUCUUUUUUUUUUUGGCUGAUUGAAUGUAAUUAUUUUCGAAAUGCGGUUGCUUCACGGAGCUGUACUUUUGGCGGUUUGGGCUUUUGCUGGGGUCCUGGCCGUUAAGCCAUCGCCCCAAAUUGACUUUACCGAAGUCGAAGAUUUGAAUGAUAAUCGUGGAUUUGUAAGUGUGUACAAAAAUUAUCCCAAAAUUCAAGUGACCGUUGAUACUUCCAAAUUGAAACGGGUGUCUCAGCCGGAAAGUGAAGACAGCAGUUCCGGAAGUUCCGGUAGUUCCGGGUCAGAAUCAGUGGAAAGGCCAUCGGUUGGUGUUAGAACUGAUAUCACGAUCGAAAUUUCCGAAGAAGCCAUCAAUGAAACAAACACAGUGGAUGGGCGGGUAGAUCUGGGGAAGAAAAAUAAUAACGGGAAUGGAUCGAAAAAGGGCAAGGGAAAAGCCAAUCAGGACGACGAGGAGGAAGAUAGUGAAGAUGGUGAUAAUGCAAGUGUGCCAGUUUUCAAAGGAAUGGCAGGUGUUCCGACGAAACCGACCAAACCUCCCAGGCCUUCGACAACUGGGAGACCGGAAAUCACUCUCAAUGGCGAUAAACCUAAGGAUGUUCCGCCGUUUAUCUACAAAACCGACGAACGUCGACAUGGAGGAGGCAAUUAUGACGGUUGGAAUCGGUUCCAUCCGAGUAUCGCCGGUUUCUGGACUACGGAGCGUCCAUACUAUCGGAGAAUCGAUUAUGAUCAUAAAGGCACCCCCAUCUAUGUUCCGUAUCACGUGAGCCAACAUCACCCAGACCCACCACCUCCUUCCGGUGGUGGAAGCAGCAAUGGAAACAGCGGAAUCAACUGGCAAAAAACUUGCUACUGUAACGUUUAUCCUUCAUCCGGUCACAGCUACCAUCACGGGUCACAACAAGAGCCAACUCCUCCAUCGGUACCGCACAAUCCGUGGGACCGGGCACCUUCUAAUCCCGUACUUCCAACACCAUAUUCAAAACGAAAAAAUGUUGACAACAAGGUGGACCUCCCAUAUAAACAGCACCACGAUUAGAUGCAACUUUUUAUUUCACGGGGAGGUUAUCAAUCAUUUUUCAAAAUUGUUGUUCCGGUUGCUUACCGUUUCAAUCGCAUAAAGUUCGAUUUUUUUUUAUCGAGCAGCAGUGUAAGUCAUAAUUUAUAAGAUUUUAAGAAUGUAGCAGUUGUAAGUGUUUUCUUUUCAAUUGCAUCUUCCAGAUGAUGUACAUAUCGUAAAAUAAAUUCAGUAUUUCAUAUUAUGAGCAGAUUCAACUUCACUCAAUGUCACGCCCUAUUACUUGAUUGGUUACAUCUGCGACUUAAAGGACAAUUGUUCGGAAUAAAAAAAUUGAAAUCAAUUUUUCUUUUAAACUCCUUCGACCCUCCAAGAAUGUAAAUUGAAACUUAUUCUCGCGAUAUUUAACUUAGUUUACUUAGUCUCGCAUAACAGAAAAAAAACAUCAACCAUUUCAAAACUAUUUACAGAAUCUUGUAACAACAUCCUAAAAAUUGGAACUAUACCCAAUCAGGAGCAUCUUUUAACAAAAUUGAAUUCAUAUUAUAGCAACUGUUUCAUCUCUAGCAUCCCACCUUCAAAUGACGCUUUUUACUACAACCCGUUUGCCUCAGUUAGACUCAUCUUGAACCGAGCUACAUUGAAGCUGAGUGUGUUUUUUAAAUAGAUUGAACCUCACUCAGUGAUGAUCCCUUCCAUUGAUAACGAUCAUCAUAAAGUCUCUCAGAAUGGCAGCAGAAAUACACAAAAAAAAACAAACGAAACAAAUCAUUCCGCAGCGAACACAAAGCAACUCGCCCGACCCAAUGGCGGUAUUCUCGAUCGAACUGUGGUCACUGACGGGUUUGAAAAAAAUUGCUGAUCCGACUGGAUUUUUGCAGUUUGCUUGAUACAACACACUUUAAGUUGUUUUGUUUACGAUACUUUUUGUUGGGACGAUGCAGAAUUUAUUUGGUUGUGCACUUUUGAUAGUGCUUAUUGUAGCUGUUCGAUCCGCUCCUCAAAUGAACUUCCAUCAGGAUAAGGGUGAUAUGAGUGAUCCAUUCGACUCGAUGGACACCCAUAUGAUAGGUUGUGAUCAUCCGCCUGCAAUCAUCGUCGAGAAGAACUCUCUCAGUCGACUUGUCACAAACUCAAGUCUAACGAAUACAUCAAAAUCUUCAACCGAAGAACAGCUGACAUGAGGAAUAGUGACUUUAAAUUUAUGCAUCGGGCAAUUUUUUAUACAUUUAUUUUUAAGUUUUGUUGAAUCGAUCCAGUUUUUUACCGUUUAAGAUCAUGCUUUACCAAAUAAACUGAAGCUAUUUUUCACGUUAACCGA